Messenger RNA from Phaeoacremonium minimum UCRPA7, 1065 nucleotides. Its product is annotated as putative tpr domain-containing protein. The transcript has a single exon. Bases 1 to 1065 code for a protein of 354 amino acids. Gene Ontology annotation, molecular function: protein binding. The record is from RefSeq and is a predicted model, not a curated record. Lineage: Eukaryota; Fungi; Ascomycota; Sordariomycetes; Togniniales; Togniniaceae.
AUGGCCGAACUCCUUCACAAACAAUAUGGUGUUACCGUGUCACGAUCAACAAUCAGUAGAACGCUGAAACGAGUCGGCUGGACCAAGAAGGUGGUCCAGAACAUUGCCAAAGAGCGUAGUCCAGAUCUACGAGAUGAUUACAUCGAGCGGCGGUCUCAUUAUAAGCUCGACCAGAUGGUUUUCAUCGAUGAAAGUGGAGACGACCGCGGUCUCGCGAUACUUGCACGUGGCUACGCUCCGAAGGGAGUGACUCCGGUGCAGACCAAGCGUUUCCAUCGAGGAAAGAGAGUGCAAAUCUUACCAGCAUACACCAUAGACGGAGUGAUUUACUGCGAGGUAUAUGAAGAUAAUACGGAUGUCAACGUGAUUGAGGCGUUCCUGGAAAAUCUUCUGCCGUACUGUGGUAGGUAUCCAGAACCAAAAUCCCCGGGCGAGAAGAUUUUGCAAGAGCUCAUGAAGGAAGUGGAUUAUCGACAGGACCGCUUCAAUUCGGACUGCAUCCUCAACGACUUGUGUGGAGUUGCAUUCCUGCUACAGACCUUUAAAGAUGAUUCGUUCGUCAGCUACAGAGACGAGAGCGGUGUUAAUUGUAUCGCCCUAGCCGCAGUUGAAGGUCAUGGCCAGAUGAUCCAGUUCCUCCACGACAAAGGUGGCGACCUCAAUAAUUCUGACAAUCGUGGGCGGACGCCACUGAUGGAGGCCGCGCUCUGGGGCCGCGUGAAAGCCGUUGACAUCCUGCUCGAGCGCGAUGCCGAUACACGCGCAAAAGACCGUAAGGGGCGCCGCGCUUACUUUUAUUCGAGACCUUCGAAAAAGACGGCGAGGAUGCGAGAAAGGCUUGGCUGUAGUCAAGAGAAGAGCGACGCCGAAGGCAACCGCAGGAUUAUUGCUGUCAAGCUCGAGGUCUUUGAGCCCGUUCCGACCGCCGGGGAAACUUUGCGCUCAGCCUCACCGGAUGAGCUCAAACUUGGUCGCUUUAUCACGGAGACCACUGACUGGGGCACCAGAUCGGUUAUUACGAGCGGAGUGUCUCAUACGGUGUGCCGGAUACCUUCAAGGCGGUAG